CUGUCUGUUGACUUACCAAUGCUGGUCAGCCUGCAAAACAUGUUUUCUCAGCUUAUAAAAAUGUUUAAGCCUCUUACCCCAGUGCAGCGAGCCUAUUUAGCCACUGCCUCACUGCACACUUCUCUGGGGAUGUUUGAAUCGGUUGUCAUUUGGAGAACAAAGUCUGUCGCAGCAAACACUGUGGUAUUUUACCUGACCAGCGCUUUGGUUGCCUUGACACAAGUGAUGGUUGAAUUAGAUGUGAAAUCAACUGCACCUUACUUUCUCACUGUCUUCGGUUGCAUUUUUCUGGCCAACUGUUUCUAUCUAAUGGUGUGUCUGUCCAGUGCUAAAGACAAGCACAUUUCAUGGGUAUGCUUCACAUUUUUGGCUCUGUACUAUGGAAUAUGCCACGCACUGCACAACAAUAUGUUGGUUGUUGGUAGCAGAGAACAAUUCUUGCGCGUCUUGCUAUUUGCCUCCACGCUUGCGAACAACUUUGUCCCGUUUGAAUCGCUGCUGGCUACCGUCAGUUCAAGAAAUCGGAGUUGUCCCCCACAAUGGAUCCCUUUGACGACCGGAUUGUUGCAAUCACUGUUUGGGGGUCUACAUCAUCAUCGGUUGCACGAUGCUUUAAUGGCUCCGGCGGAUGCCCUUGGAGUCGCUGUUCAUCUCUUUGGACUCAUCGUCGAGAUGCAGUCGUCAUUUGUACGUAGUUAA
Messenger RNA from Opisthorchis viverrini, 699 nucleotides. RefSeq lists its product as hypothetical. The record is from RefSeq and is a predicted model, not a curated record. The transcript has a single exon. NCBI's taxonomy places the organism in Eukaryota, Metazoa, Platyhelminthes, Trematoda, Opisthorchiida, Opisthorchiidae. The coding region runs from base 19 to 699 and encodes 226 amino acids.